Molecule: messenger RNA, 1170 nt
Organism: Arabidopsis thaliana (thale cress)
Lineage: Eukaryota; Viridiplantae; Streptophyta; Magnoliopsida; Brassicales; Brassicaceae
Product: F-box and associated interaction domains-containing protein
Exons: 1
Coding region: 1-1170 (389 amino acids)
Source: RefSeq, marked reviewed
AUGGAGCAACAAGAAGAGAAGAGGAAGAUAAAAGCCUACCAAAGAAAAAGUAAACGAUCCAAAUCAGGUUCGUCGUCCAUUCCUCUAGAUCUAGUCUCAGAGAUACUCCUAAGACUGCCUGAGAAAUCUGUUGCGAGGUUUCGUUGCGUGUCCAAGCCUUGGUCAUCAAUCACCACCGAGCCAUAUUUCAUCAACUUGUUAACAACUAGGUCUCCACGGCUUUUACUCUGCUUCAAAGCAAAUGAAAAGUUUUUUGUUUCCUCGAUUCCGCAACAUCGUCAGACGUUUGAGACUUGGAACAAGUCUCACUCUUAUUCUCAGCUUAUUGAUCGUUAUCAUAUGGAAUUCUCAGAAGAAAUGAAUUACUUCCCCCCUACGGAAUCUGUCAAUGGCUUGAUCUGCUUUCAAGAAUCAGCUAGGCUGAUUGUUUGGAACCCUAGUACGCGACAGUUGUUAAUUUUACCAAAACCCAAUGGGAACUCGAAUGAUCUAACAAUCUUUUUAGGAUACGAUCCAGUGGAAGGUAAACACAAAGUAAUGUGCAUGGAGUUUUCAGCAACUUAUGAUACGUGUCGAGUAUUAACCUUAGGAUCAGCUCAAAAAUUAUGGAGAACGGUCAAAACUCAUAAUAAGCAUCGUUCUGACUAUUAUGAUUCUGGGAGAUGCAUCAACGGUGUUGUAUAUCAUAUAGCCUAUGUCAAGGAUAUGUGUGUGUGGGUUCUAAUGAGCUUUGAUGUCAGAUCUGAAAUAUUCGAUAUGAUCGAGUUACCAUCAUCGGAUGUUCACAAGGAUGUGCUGAUAGAUUAUAAUGGGAGGUUAGCUUGCGUUGGUAGAGAAAUAAUAGAGAAGAAUGGUAUUAGAUUGUGGAUUUUGGAGAAACACAACAAGUGGUCGAGUAAAGACUUUCUUGCACCUCUUGUUCACAUAGAUAAGAGUUUGAGUACUAAUAAGUUCCUACUAAAAGGUUUCACUCAUGCUGGUGAGAUUAUUUAUGUAGAAUCCAUGUUUCAUAAAUCGGCUAAGAUUUUCUUUUAUGAUCCGGUGAGAAACACUUCUAGAAGGUUCGAGCUUAAAGGGUUCACUGACGACGAGUUUGUGCUCAGUAAUGAACAUGGUUACACGCUCCAUGUUUUCCCGAAUCACGUUGAGAGUCAGAUCUCUUUUACUUAA